Histoplasma capsulatum G186AR is the source of this 793-nucleotide messenger RNA. RefSeq names its product small nuclear ribonucleoprotein Sm D2. Gene Ontology annotation, cellular component: catalytic step 2 spliceosome; U1 snRNP; precatalytic spliceosome. Gene Ontology annotation, molecular function: RNA binding. NCBI's taxonomy places the organism in Eukaryota, Fungi, Ascomycota, Eurotiomycetes, Onygenales, Ajellomycetaceae. The transcript has 4 exons. The coding region runs from base 1 to 345 and encodes 114 amino acids. The record is from RefSeq and is a predicted model, not a curated record. Gene Ontology annotation, biological process: RNA splicing; spliceosomal snRNP assembly.
AUGUCCGACACCAAGAUCCAAGACCUUCUUAACAAGCCUCGAAGUGAACUCACCGAAUACGAGGUUUCGAUACUGGAAGAACAUGAGCUCACCUCCGGUCCUCUGUCUAUCCUCCAAACCGCAACGCGUUCUCAUGCACAAGUCUUGAUCUCAUGUCGCAAUAACCGCAAGUUACUAGCCAGAGUCAAGGCGUUUGACAGACACUGCAACAUGGUCUUGGAGAAUGUGAAGGAAAUGUGGACAGAGAAACCAAAAGGUGGAAAGGGCAAAGGCGUCAACAAGGAUCGCUUUGUCAGCAAAAUGUUCCUACGAGGAGACUCUGUUAUCCUAGUUCUGUUGAGUUGAAUAAUACAUACCACCAAACGUUUACGGCUUCUCCAUGGUCACAAGACAUUACAUUAAGAGAAAAUGGCAUCACCCAGACCUAUUGCAUUCUGGCUUUCACCAAAUUGCAAGCCUUGAUAUUCAUGCCGUGUUCUUGAGUUCGCAAGUCAACAUCGACAUGGAUCUUGCCGGGGGGUUCACUCUUCUCCUUUCCGCAUGGAGUCGUGUGCUCCUCGCGCCAUCUACUACACAUCAAAUCAGCCGGAAUACGAAGAAUAAUAUGCCAUCUCUCUCAAUUUCUCGGAUUGAUUGAUUGAUUUUUUUUUUAUAAUCAUGUAACGAACCCGAUCGACACAAAAAUUCUAAAACUUUGCUUUCAUUCGUCUGGCGUCCGGGGGCUUUUUGCUCGCAGUAUUCCCCACACAUCUACUUUUUUCUUUCUAUUCAAUGUUUCAAAAGAUGCAAGGCG